Molecule: messenger RNA, 827 nt
Organism: Aspergillus saccharolyticus JOP 1030-1
Lineage: Eukaryota; Fungi; Ascomycota; Eurotiomycetes; Eurotiales; Aspergillaceae
Product: snoRNA-binding rRNA-processing protein IMP3
Exons: 2
Coding region: 172-735 (187 amino acids)
Biological process (GO): rRNA processing
Cellular component (GO): Mpp10 complex; small-subunit processome; small ribosomal subunit
Molecular function (GO): rRNA binding; snoRNA binding; structural constituent of ribosome
Source: RefSeq, a predicted model, not a curated record
CCCCCAUCAACAAGACUGUGACCACCACCACCACCACCACAACUACCUAACCAGCAAACCGACCCCCAAAACGAAACCCAACACUUUACCUUCUCUGCACUUACUUUUUACACGACCAACCUUACCACCAACCCUCCCCCCUAUAAGAAGAACCACCGACACAAGCCCAAAAUGGUCCGCGCCCUCAAAUAUCACGAAAAGAAACUCCUCCGCAAGGUCGACUUCCACACCUACAAGUCGGACAACAACCACCGCGAGUCGCAGAUCCGCACGCGCUACCACCUGCAGGACCCGCUCGACUACCGCAAGUACAACAACCUGUGCGGCUCGCUGCGGCAGCUGGCGCACAAGCUGACGGAGCUGGACCCCGCCGACCCCGUGCGUCGCAAGCUCGAGGCCGACAUGCUGGACAAGCUGUGGCGGAUGGGGAUUCUGAAGCAGAGCCGCGAGCAGGGCGCCGGCUUGUCGCGGGUGGAGCGCGAGGUGACGGUUUCGGCAUUUUGCCGGAGGCGGUUGGCGGUGUUUAUGGCGAGGAGUGGGAUGGUGGAUAAUAUUGUUGCUGCAUGCACAUUUAUCGAACAAGGCCACGUUCGAGUCGGAACCGAAGUCGUCACCGAUCCCGCCUACCUCAUCACCCGCAACUUGGAGGACUUUGUCACCUGGGUGGACAGCAGCAAGAUCAAGAGGACGAUCAUGAGCUAUAGAAACAAGAUGGAUGAUUUUGAUUUGUUGUGAUGAUACCCGCACCCGGUGGUUAAUAUGGUGUUUAGGCGUUAGUACAUUUAUUUCGCAAAAAGUUUCUUCAUAUUUCCAGUCAAGUCUAUAAU